GCGGCAUCCCAAGAUGGUGGCACCCAGUGGUGCUAUGAGCGAUUCGGAGAGCAGCAGCAGUGGCAGCAGCGAUGCGGAGGAGCUGGCACGGUGUCGCGAGGCGGCGACGCCCGCCUGGGGUCUGGAGCAGCAGGGAGUGGAGAAACCGGAAGCCGGUGCUGCAGACAAACCAGUGCCGGCCCCCCAGCCAAGCCGCAGGCGUGAAGUAAGCCAGCAUGAGGAGGAUGGCAACGAGCUUCAGACCACUCCUGAGUUCCGAGCCCACCUGGCCAAGAAACUGGGAGCGCUGCUGGACAGCUCCAUCGCCAUCGCAGAGGUGUGGAAGAGGACACAGCAGCAGGCAAAUAUGCAGCUGCAGCGGGCGGCGGCAAAGGAGGGGGACGGCUUCCGCCUUUUCUUCACAUCCAUCCCCGGAGGCCAUGAAAAGGAAGCUUCUCCAAAACCCUGCCGAAAGCGCCAGCCCCCCAGCUCCAGCGAGGACAGUGAGGAGGAAUGGCAGCGGUGCCAGGAGGCAGCUGUGUCGGCUUCAGACAUUCUCCAGGAGUCAGCCGUGCACUGUCCUGCCAAGGGCGAGGAGGAGCCCGAGAAGAAGAAGUUGAAAAAGAAAGCCAAGAAGAAGGUGGGCGCUGACCUCCCUGCAGCCACAGGCCUGGAACAGGGAAAGGAGGCAGGCGGCAUCAGUGGGGACCCAGUGUCGCUUGGGACCCAAAAGAAGAAAAAGAAGAAAAAGGCCCAGAAAGCCAGAGAGGCUUCCCUGUGCCCCGCAGCAGAGUGUGCAGCGGCUAAGCCUGAGAACUGACCCCAGGCUGUAAGUCCCAUGGCUACCUGCUCUGAAGAUCAGGCACCCGUGGGCUUAGGGCUGAGCCAAGCCACACUCCCAGUUUCCAGCUUCCCACACUGACUGCCCAUGGAUGACUUCAGUUAGGCUUGCCCAAGAGUCCAGGCAGAGAAGUGGGUGUGGGGGGAGGUCUGAGUGAGGCCGCACUGGACUUGUGGAUCCAGAACUCCAGAACGUUCCCUGGCUUUUGAGACUGAAUCUCAGAGCAUGCGUCUCCCCGACCUGUGCAGCUUCCUGUGACGGUUGUUCUUGAGAAUGAUAGGGAGGGGUCUCCAAGCUACGGAGGCCCCCAAAAACGUCUGUACCUCUCCCCCAGCCCACACAGACUUGACAUUGUCUGGAAGAGAAGGAAAGAUCUCCCCCACUUCCUCCUUUCCCCACAUUUGUCUAAAGCAUGUUAAUUGUUAAUAACACAGGUAAGUCAGCUCACUGAAAUCAGGUGCCAGAGUGCCGAGCACCUACCUAGUGGAAGGGUGCAAGGCCCCAAGAGAGAGAAAAAGGAAAAUAAAUUGUCAGUGGCCCAAGACAUAGA
Arvicanthis niloticus (Nile rat) is the source of this 1370-nucleotide messenger RNA. NCBI's taxonomy places the organism in Eukaryota, Metazoa, Chordata, Mammalia, Rodentia, Muridae. The record is from RefSeq and is a predicted model, not a curated record.